Mus pahari (shrew mouse) is the source of this 621-nucleotide messenger RNA. Its product is annotated as protein FAM186A-like. Lineage: Eukaryota; Metazoa; Chordata; Mammalia; Rodentia; Muridae. Bases 203 to 517 code for a protein of 104 amino acids. The transcript has 4 exons. The record is from RefSeq and is a predicted model, not a curated record.
CUCUUACUCAUGGGUAUCAACAGGGCUCUGACUAGGGAGCACCGCAGUGAGAUCCUGGAGUGGGUUCCCAAAGUUCCAGCUCUUGUAGAUUUCCUUGGGCGGUAGAUUUGUGCUCUCAGGACUCAGAGCUUGGAGCUGGUACACUAGCGCAGCAGCUUACCUUGGGCUUGAAAGGGGAUUUAAACUCAGUCUUAGCCAGCCCAUGCCCUCGAUCCCCAGCUUUAAGAAGAUACCCGGAUUUACCAAACUUCAACGGCCGGUCUUGGAGUUAUUAAUUGAUGACAGCAAAAGAUCGGACCUCUUCAAAACACUCGGACAAGCUUCGGUGGAGGCCGUGUGGAACGCUGACCUGUCUACGUCAAGCUACCCAAUAAUAGAGAAGGAACCAAUGAGUGCACUCUGGGCCCAGCUGGGUGGGUACCCAGAUAUUCCCAAGCUGCUGCAGUUAGACAUUCAGUCGACCUUCAGAAAAUCUCUUGCUUCCAUCCGGUCACAGUCUAAGAAGAUUCACAAGUGACCACAAAGACUAAAGACAAGCAUGUAAAAAGCAAAUUUCAAUGUUUCAGUAAAAUGCCUUUAUUUUUUACUUCUUUCAUGGAUAUAAAUUACUAUGUUUACUCU